AUGCCAUUCGCGGAGAGGUGGAACUUUAAUCCCAUUGCCUGGGCGCCCUACGCGGUGCCAUACCUCGAAGAUUGGGUCCGAAAGUUAGCUGCCACCUCCUCCUACGAUGAGCGCAAGUGGUGUGAAUUAUUGAAGGGCCAGUGGGAGGCCAAGAAUCACGGCCUCGGAGAUGCAUCUGAGAUGAGGCCGGACCCACCCGGGGAAGGGACCAAGCCCUCAGUCCCGAAGUCUGAGAAAGACAACAAAAGAAAAAGGGUUUCGAAGCCUGAAGACCCCGAAGAUAAAAAAACCCCUGCUCGAAGGCUCCGGAAGAGGUCCGCUCAAACGGGCGCAGAUUUGGCCCACUGUUCCCCGGACGAUAAAGAAAAUGACGGUGAAGAGUUGGCGUUGGUGUCUCGAGCCACGAAACCCAUCAAGGCCGCCAAUCCUUCUGAACCAGAUACCUCAUCUUGUGGUGAGGGAACUCCAAAGAAAGAUGCGGGCAAGGCCCCCGUGUCCCCGGAGGUUGAGAUCGUUCCUCCGCUUUCAACAAAUAUUCCGGAGGGGGCAAAUGCGGAGACCUCUGAAGCUAACGAGAACGCCUCGAGUGGCAAGCUCGGGGCCAUGACAAAAGGGGUCGAUGACACCGUCGACUUUAACGAUGCAUCCACCCUCUUCGAAGAGGCCCAGCAUCUCCUCUCUCGAGCCGAGCUCAAGAAAUUUUCGGGCGAAGAGAAGGCCCCGAGGCUCUUCUGUAGCCAAAAGGAGGAGGAGCUUAGGGAUCUUCGUGCUGAGUUGGCCAAAGCCCAAAAAAACGAGGCCGAGCUAGAUGAGCAGAUAACCGUGAUAUUAUUAGGGUACAACCUUCUUGGCCCUAUUUCGGAGGCUAACACUUUGAUAUCUCAGCUGCAGCAAAAGUUGGCCAAGAAGAUUGAGGAGUUAGAGGCAGAGCUCACUAGGGCCCAAGCCGAAGCCGUGCAGGCUAAGGCUAAAGCUGAGAAGACAAAGGCUGCGGCCGAUAAAUCCAUUACUAUGUACGUAAGGGACGUCGCGGCCGUUCAAGCUGAGUUGAGGGAGGCCUCCGACCGGGAAAAACAGAGCAAUGAGUUGGCCAAGUGCCAAGCCCGUAGGGAGACUCUCGAGGAAAUCCAUGCCCGAGGGUCCAACCUUGCCGAGGAGAUAGCCGAGGAUGUAGCGAGUGGCUCCGGGGACGUGGAAGGUGAAGAAGAUGUUCCCGAGGGAGAAGAGACUCCUGAAGAUAGAGCUGCCGAAGGUGCAGUUCCUGAGGAUGGCGCUCCCGGGGAUAUGACUUCGAAAAUAGAUUAG
Nicotiana attenuata is the source of this 1305-nucleotide messenger RNA. RefSeq lists its product as uncharacterized. Lineage: Eukaryota; Viridiplantae; Streptophyta; Magnoliopsida; Solanales; Solanaceae. Bases 1 to 1305 code for a protein of 434 amino acids. The record is from RefSeq and is a predicted model, not a curated record. The transcript is spliced from 7 exons.